This is a messenger RNA of Alternaria rosae, 987 nucleotides long. RefSeq lists its product as uncharacterized. The annotation marks the transcript as partial. Lineage: Eukaryota; Fungi; Ascomycota; Dothideomycetes; Pleosporales; Pleosporaceae. Gene Ontology annotation, molecular function: acetyltransferase activity. The transcript has a single exon. The record is from RefSeq and is a predicted model, not a curated record.
CCCUCUCGUCUGACCCAGCUGCCACUGGAUGACGAGCAGCCACGAUACAGUGUUUCCGAACUACAAGACUACUUCCAGCGCAUUAGUCUUCCUCAGAAGUAUUUGGACGCGCCUGUACUAUCAGACAAGACUCUGGCCACUACCAGAGAGCAUGGCCUUCCCUUUUUGCAGGCUCUGACUAGACAUCAUACCUGCAACGUUCCCUUUGAGAAUCUCGAGCUUCAUUAUUCCGCACACAAGACAGUCACACUCAACAUACGGGACCUGUAUGCCAAGAUAGUCAAGCAGCGACGCGGUGGUCGCUGCAUGGAAAACAACACCUUUUUCGCCACCGUUCUCCGCUCCCUCGGCUUCCAUGUGCGCAACUGUGGAGGUCGCGUGUCGCGAGCAAUGAGCCCUUACCCGGAUGUCCGUCGGGGUCAAGUGUCCACAUAUGAUGGAUGGAAUCACAUGCUGAAUAUCGUGCGAUUCGACGGCGACUGGUACGUCGCGGACGUUGGCAUGGGGGCUAUGGGCCCCAAUCUCCCUUAUCCCUUGCGAGAUGGAUUCGAAACGAGCAGCAUUGCUCCCAGGCUCAUCCGCGUCCAACGACGCGCUAUUGCGGAGUCCUAUGGAACCCACUCCAACGAAAUGUGGUGUUACGACGUUUGCUAUAAUCCGAGCGACGACGAUGGUAAGAGAUGUACGCCAGUCUAUUGCUUUACUGAGACAGAGUUUCUUCCCCAGGAUUACGAGAUCAUGUCGUGGUUCACAUCUACGCAUCCGAGAUCAUUCUUCACCAAAUAUGUCACCAGUACAAGGAUGCUCAUAGACGAUGCCGGAGAGACGAUCGUUGGCAGUAUAACGCUUUUUGAAGCCGGUAUCAAACAGAGUAUUGGCCUUCACCGCAAGAUUGUACAAGAUUGUGCAACAGAGGAGGAGCGCGUCGUUGCUUUGAAAGAAAUCUUCGACAUAGACCUUGCCGAAGACGAGAGAAAAGGAAUUCCA